Molecule: messenger RNA, 2797 nt
Organism: Menidia menidia (Atlantic silverside)
Lineage: Eukaryota; Metazoa; Chordata; Actinopteri; Atheriniformes; Atherinopsidae
Source: the annotation of a GenBank genome assembly
UUUUCGCUGGGCCACAUUGUGCCAGCUCACGGCCACGGGCCGUGAGCUUCACGUUCGGGAAGUCAGCAGUUCGCCGGGUGAGGGGAAGGGAGGGAUGGUCUACGAGGGAGGACCGCACCUCCGAGCCUCCACCAAUCCGAGACAAAGCCGGCUCCUCCGGAGGCCAGAUGGCCGCUGAUAUAUAGUAGAGGGCGCAGCUGAUGCAACAUCGAGAAGAGAUAACACACGCAGGCAUCACGUCAGUGCAGGAGGAGCAGCAGCCCGAAGCAGCAACACCUCAUACCCGAGAGCAACGCGCGCGAGCUUCUCUUCCGUCGAUUAGCCGGUACAAGCAUGCCUCUUAUCAGAACCCUCAGCAAGGUGGCCAGGCAGGCCCUGCUCAGCAGCCCGGGGUGCGGCUGCCAGCCCCUUACCGUGGCCGUACGCACCAUCAGCUUCUCCCCCCGGCAGGUCACCUCGGAUGCAAGCUUCCACUCUGUGUCUUUCUCAGAAACUGACCACCCCAAAGUGCUCAUCACUGGUGGCCUGGGGCAGCUUGGAGUGGGACUGGCCAAGUUGUUGAGGAAGAGGUUUGGAAAGAACAACGUUAUUCUGUCUGACAUCAGGAAACCCCCAAGUGAUGUUUAUCACAGCGGCCCCUUCAUUUACUCGGACAUCCUGGACUACAAGAACCUGCGAGAAAUUGUGGUGAACAACCGCAUCACUUGGCUGGUCCACUACAGCGCCCUGCUCAGCGCGGUGGGAGAAGCUAACGUGGCCUUGGCUCGCUCUGUUAACAUCACCGGGCUUCACAACAUCCUGGACAUUGCAGCGGAGCACGGCCUGCGUCUGUUUGUCCCCAGCACCAUCGGCGCCUUUGGUCCCACCUCCCCCCGCAACCCAACGCCAGAUCUGUGCGUGCAGAGACCUCGCACCAUCUACGGUGUUUCCAAAGUCCACGCCGAGUUGAUGGGCGAGUACUACUCCCACCGUUACGGCCUUGACUUCCGCUGUCUUCGCUACCCAGGAAUCAUCUCUGCUGACUCCAUGCCUGGAGGCGGCACGACAGACUACGCCGUUCAAAUUUUCCACGACGCGAUCAAAACCGGAAAGUUCGAGUGCAACCUGCGACCCGACACGCGGCUGCCCAUGAUGUACAUCGAUGACUGCCUGCGCGCCACGCUGGAGGUGAUGGAGGCUCCAGCGGACACUCUGAGCAUGAGGACGUACAACAUCAAUGCCAUGAGUUUCACCCCCGAGGAGCUGGCCCAGGAGCUUCAGAAGCAGAUGCCCGAGCUGGAGGUUACAUACGAUGUCGACCAUGUGCGACAGGCAAUCGCCGACAGCUGGCCGAUGAACUUCGAUGAUUCCAACGCGCGGAAGGACUGGGGCUGGAAGCACGAUUACGAUCUGCCGGAGCUGGUGCAGACAAUGCUGAACUACUUUGGUGUGGAGACGCGCAUGGCUCGUGUUAACUGAAAUACUGCGUCAGCCUUUCCUUUGUACAUAGUGUAAAAACAGACCAAAGAGAAUAGAGAAACUCGGCCUGUACAUAGUUGUUCUCUCAAUUCUCGGCGUAAAACGAGAAGGGCUGUCCUUGUCUGCUGCAAGACUCGCGCGCCUACAGAAUGCUCAGUGCGGACUUAUCAAGCGUCCGUGCUCUCUGCUGCGUGUGCGUUCUUAGCUCACUUUUCCAUUUUUCUGCUCGUACAUUCGUAUGAAAAGCAGUGUGUUGGUGGCAGACCAACAGCAGUACUGGAUAUGUCAAGGUGGCCCAUGAAAACUUGUUAGGAUGAACAAGAAAAUGACUUAAUCAUUGAGAAAAUCAAUUCAAGAAAUGGAGAAUGUUUAAAAAUAGCAUUCGUAACUCUUUUUACUGAAUUUUUGUUCGGUUUUCUGCUUGGUUUCCAAGUAUUGUCAGUAUACAAUUACUGAGGCUUAUAGCUCUUGAGGCUAAAAUCCAGUUAGAGGUAAACAAGUAAACAGGAUGUAUUUCUGAUGCACUUUAAAGAGAACGGAAUAAAAAAAGACAGAGCCUGAUCAUCUGUGAGGGUUCAUACUGAAUGGAGAGCACCUCAGUAGUUCUAUAUAAUUCUUAUUCUUUUUAUUCCACUUAACAUUAUUUAUUCUGUUACUGUUUCCCUUCUCACUUUUGUUAUUUAAUUUUAUUUCUGCAGUUUUGUUAGACCUAUGCUUGGCAGUGUUUGAUGUCUUUGAAAGAAAUUGAAAGUUUUUGUAAAUGGUGGCUGGCUUUCUUAAGAGCAAAAUUUGAAAAUAAAUUUUUCUUUUUUCCACAUACAUCCUUUCUGUGUCUGUGGUGACUUUCUGAAUUAAAAGUUUGAAUUGAGAAUUCAAAAGUCUUAAAGCCUCACUUGGCAGGUGAGACUUUUUUUUCUGUAACUCAGCUGUCCACGUGUCUAUAGCACUGGAUAUACAGUUGGUGAUUAUGACAACUGAAGAAUGUUAAGAUGUGUCUACGUGGAGGCUUUUAGCUGUUUUUCCCCCCACCUUCGUCUGCUUGGAACAUGUGCAGACAAAAAAAAGGGGGAGGGCAUGUGCUGUAAGAGGUGAAGGAAUGGAAGUCUAAAUUAUUGGUUUGAUGCUACAUGACUUGGCUUUUUGCAAAGUGAGACUUUAGUUUAAAGACAUACAUUUAAAACAAUCUUGUCUAAUCAAAAUGAAUAAAACUGAAAUUAUUAUAAAGUCCAACACUGAUGUCUAAACAACAACUUGAACAUUAAACCUCAAAACUGAUUUUUGAUCAAUUCUGUCCUUUUUUAUUGUCUCCGGAAUUAAAUGGACAGACGCAGCAAGUAGA